This is a messenger RNA of Maniola jurtina (meadow brown), 2868 nucleotides long. RefSeq names its product transducin beta-like protein 2. The transcript is spliced from 6 exons. Gene Ontology annotation, cellular component: nucleus; endoplasmic reticulum. Gene Ontology annotation, biological process: endoplasmic reticulum unfolded protein response. The coding region runs from base 114 to 1460 and encodes 448 amino acids. The record is from RefSeq and is a predicted model, not a curated record. NCBI's taxonomy places the organism in Eukaryota, Metazoa, Arthropoda, Insecta, Lepidoptera, Nymphalidae. Gene Ontology annotation, molecular function: exonuclease activity; nucleic acid binding; protein binding.
GUCAGUGUCAGGCACGUCAAUUCAGUUAAUUUGGAACCGCGUGAUCGUCUUUGUCGCUGUUGUUAAAAAUCGGUGAUAAAAAAGAGUUUAAUUUAAUUAAUUUAUAAGUGAAAAUGGGAAAUUUUGAAGCCGGACAAAAGAUGAAUGUGUACAUUAUGGCUGGAUUCACCGUGAUAAUAUGUGCAAUCCUACACUUUCUUUACAAGACCAUCUUCCGCAAUAGAAAAUGUGAAGCGCAAAAUGCUGAAACUGAGAGCGUAACAGAGGCUCUAACCGAUUCGACAACUGAAUCUACCACAACCGAGAACCGACCAAUAGGAAAGAACAAGAAGCGGACAGCAUGGAAGACAAAAACCGAGUUCAGCCAUCCCUGGCUACUGAAGAAUCUCAAAGGGCAUCCCGGCACAGUUCUUCUCAUGGACUUCUCUGCGAACGGAAAAUUUAUGGCCGCUACCUGUAAUGAUGGAUCAGUCAUCCUUUGGGAUAUACGAGACCUAAAAGUGAAGGAGCACAAGAAUCUACGAGUGAACAUUGAGUUCGACUUCGCAUCACACGUAGCCUGGAGUCCCGACUCGAAGGCCUUCUGCGUUCAUACCGUAAGGGAGAACCGUAUAGUGGUGUACAAGAUCGACAAGAAGAAGGACGGCACCAUAGGAGCUGCUCAUCCUGUUACUACGUUUGAUAAGGCUCACAAAGAAGACGUCGUCGGAUUCGGCAUCGCAAGCAAUGGCAAAUUCAUGAUGUCCUGUUCAACUGACAGUGAAAUGAUCAUUUGGGACCUCAAAGGCCAACAAUUAGAACGUUUCGAUACCUACCUCAUGAGUACAUACACGGCCAAAAUAUCACCAUGUGGCCGAUUUGUAGUCGCCACAGGCUUUGCCCCGGACGUCAAAGUGAUGGAAGUGUGUUUCACAAAAACCGGAGAGUACAAGCAGGUUUCAAAAGCGUAUGAACUGACGGGGCACUCGUCCGGUGUGUAUGACGUCGCCUUUGCAGUAGACACAUCGCAUAUUGCCACUAUAUCGAAGGACGGCACGUGGAAGCUUUAUCAUACGAGAAUCGAGUACGCCCGCGGCGAGUCUCCCCACAUCCUAGAGUCGGGCAAGUACACACGGACGGCGCGGCCGCCGCGGAUCGCGCUGUCGCCCAACGCUGAAGUGCUGGCCGUGUCCUGUAACAACGACGUGGAAUUCUACGACACUUACACCGGGGAACUGUAUGAUACAGUUGAAAAUGUUUUUACAGACGGCAUAAAUCAGAUGUGCUUCGACCCAGCCGGCAAGUAUCUCUUCGUAUGCGGCGAGAAAGCCGUGCGUGUACUGCACAACGUAUGCGGGUAUUUCACCACCAUCAACAGCUGCACCCGACUCUUGAACUCCAAGCAGACCUCUGCCACUGUUGAACGACUCAACAAUACCAUUAAAGACUGUAAGGCGACGUUAGCAAAGUUUGGAAAGUAAGACGUUAGUGGUUUCAUAAUAAACAAGUAAAAAAUAUAAUUAGUUAUAUCGAUUGUCGGUGUUUUGUACUUAUUGCAAACAUAUAUUUUGAUAAAUAAUUGGUAUUAUUUAAGUUUACAAAGCAUCGACGAUAUUCUUUUUAUGUAAGAAAGCCAUAAGCUAGCCUUUCCCAGUUUUUUGAAACAGAACUAAAUUGCUAUAUUUUUAUGUGUAAGUAAGUAUCCUAGAAAUGAAAAGGUAUUGUAAAAACGAUUGGUACAUUAUAAUUAUAGACGACUUCGAAAUUUGUAAGAAUAACCAAAAAAUAUUUUAUAUAGAAACUGAAUGUAAGACGACAUUGUCCUCGUUAUAAAGUAAAAUAAGUACUACCUACUGGAUGUAAAAUAUCACAUUAUAUAAAAUGUCGAACUAUGACCUAUUGUAAAAAUGUCCACAUAUAUUAUAAACGGUAUAAGAUUGUCAAUUGCAUUUAUUUUUAUGUAUUAUUUUAAUUAUACAAACUGUGAACUCUAAACUACAUAAUAUCUAGGUAUAUUGUCAAAGUGCUUUCAUUUCCUACGUAUGCAACCCUCUUAUAUCUGCACGUUUUAUAAAAAUCGAAUAAUUUUAUCAGGUAACAAGUAAAGCUGCCGAUUAUAUUUGUAAAUAACCAAUCAAUUUUGAUUUUUGUGUUACAUAUGUGAUAUGGAUCUCAAGGUCUGUUCGUCAAAUUCUAUAAAGAUUUUAAAAUUUAUUAAAAAGGAACAUAUUAUCAAGUAGGUAUUAAAAAGAAUGUUUUAAUUCCUUUUAUUUAUUAACUAAUUUAAUAAUUAGGUACCAACAUCAUCGUUUUAACCAUCCCACUUGUUAAUGUUGGUCCAAAAAUACCAAUGUGAUUUAAGGUAUAGCUAGAAAAUGUAUAUUUUUAUCAUAAAAAUAUUGAAUUACACACGAAGCACUUAUGUUAAAAAUCUUGCGCUCGCGCUGUUUGCAUUAGAACUUAAAAAUUCAGACCGUUUUGCAAUUAUCCACCCUUAAGUAUUUUCGAUGAAUCAAUUUAUCAUGUUUCUUUGGAGCAGCUUAGUUUUUAAAUAAGAUAAAUUAACUAAAGACUGCAUGAUUAAGUAUAACGUUUUAUGUUACUUUAUGAUUUUACAUGAUUAUUUUCUAACUAAAUGUAUUCUAAAUUACCUAUAGAUAAUUAAUUGGUAAUUAAUAAUUUCAUAACUAGUUACAUAUAUACACCUACUUGCUGGUAAAAGUAUCUAUGACAAACCGUGGUGUAAAGUAAAGCUGGUCUUUUCAUUAGCCUUUUGCAGCAUCAGAAUGUGCGGAGUAUAGGUAUAGUGCGUUUCAACGAAUAGUACCUAUGGCGUUAUGUUGGCUCCCCUGUCUGUUGGGUGGUCAUUGGCACCAUAUUGGCAUGAGA